CUGUAGUAUUAGAUGAUUGCAUGUUCGCGGCCCACUUUCUCAGGCGUGACUAAAGGGUAUCCUAUAGCUUAACGCCGUUAUUUUUCUUAAUUUUUUUGCAUGCACUGAAAAGAAUAUAAUAUUUUACAUCCCUCUAAUGUCAAGUAUCCUUCAAAUAAGUCGAUAUGUCCUUUUUAUGACUUUUCCAAAAUGUGGAAAAAAGGUGCAUUUGCAACAUGUAAUGUUAGGCGAAUUUAGGAAAGGUCCAAGUCGUGGACUUCCACGGAAAAGCAUUUUAAGCGUUUAUAUAGAUCAUGUUCUUCCUCUUAGAAUAAUUAAAAGGUGUCUUGGAAAAUUGCGAAAUAGGGAUUUAUCCUUCUUAAGAUCAAAUUUAUUUUAAACGGGCUCUAACGUUGAUGAUGAUAUUGUGAGUAUCCUAAUGAAUGAAAGUCUGUGGAUAACAUUUGAAAACAUUGUUAAGAUAUUGGAAAACAAUAAUUCAACCAUAUUUUACCAUCUAAAAAGGAUUGGAUACGUUUCCAAGAUCGAUACACGAGUUCCAAAUUUUUUGACUGAAAUAAGGUGAACCGAACGAAUGUGACCAUUUUUCUCCUCGUUUAUUAUGAUAAAUAUUCUUAUUUGGACCGAUUUAAAACAACUGAUGAAAAACGGAUUCAAAUCAACAACAUAUAGUCGAAAAGAUCCUGAAAAAAAAAUAAUCAAGCCUGUUGCAAAAGCUGAUGUGCAUCUCACGGUGGUAAUGUUACAAAACUUGAUAAGAUUUCAGAUAAAUUAUUCACUUUAGGCUACUCCAACGCGGCAACACAAUUAUAGAAGACAAGAUAUGUGAAAAUUUUGUUAGAUUUAAUAAACUUUUUUAAAGAAAAAGUCCUUUUUUGGCCAAAAGAAGAAGCAUAAUCUUCCAAGACAACAACGCGAAAUCGUGUGUCUCCUUAUAACAGAUGCUGCCAAAAUACCAAAGGGUUUGCAAUGGAGAAUUCUUGAGCACCUAGAAUAUUCUUCAAGUAUUAAGCCUACCGGUUACUACAUAUUUCCUCCAAUUUCUAUCGAAUGAUUAUAGGUGCAAAAAUAUGAACUUCCCAAAAGCUGUCAAAAACCACUUUUUGAACUAUCUUUAAGAAAAAAGUCUUUUCUUUAAAAAAAAAAUGGAACUGAUAAGCUUAUAUAUCUUUAGAGGACAAGUGUUAAGAUCAAUUGAGACUAUAUUCUUGAUUAUAUAAAUUAUAUUUAUGAAUGGGUGGCAGACGAACUUAUGUAAUCAUCCAAUAUAACAUUCUCUUUGUAUUUACUUUAUGAUUGUUUUCCUCAAUUCCGAGAUAAAAAUAAAUGUCAAAUAUUCAAAUCGACCUCCAAAUCUGAUUCAUAAUCUUCGCUAAAGAUCUUUCAUUUGAAAUUGUCGCUUUUUUACAGCCUUUAAAGUUAUAUGUAACUAACCUCACUAUAACGAGAUUGCAAUGGAAAUGUUAAAGGUGUUUAAGAUUUAUUCAAUACCAAAAUUAAUGGGAAGGAACUUUUAAACCUUUAAAUGCAAAAAAAUCGAGGCAAGAUUGAAUUAAAUGCAGUAUUAAGUAAGCAUAAUCCCUCGAUUUUUAAACCCUACCCCCCAAUUUCCACCUUCUAUCCCCCGGAGAUCACAUUUCUCAACACACCGAUUAAACUAGGAUGGUAAAAUUUACCAUCCUACAUACAAAGCCAAGCAAAUACGAAAUUAUAUCGGACUGUCAAAAAAUUGUAGAAUACACGUGCUCGCCUUUAGAAUUACCAAUCCUAUAUGGAGAGUUAAUUCUAUUAGCCGGAUGGUAAAUCUGUGUUAUUUGUAUAUAAAUGUUCAAGUUUGCCACAAUGACAAUUUGGAAUGAAGGAAUCACCCCUCUACAAGCUGAUCUAGGCUUAUCAUUAGCUUUUAUGUCUGCAGAGGGAAUCGUGGUUACAUAAUUGAAAUUUGUGAGCUUUUUCUUUAGCUAUUUUUCUAGACUAUGAUAAUGUGUCGGGGAAAGGGAAGUAAUGUUGUGAACAAAGUGCAAAAAAUGAUUGAGUGCGUAAUAUAUAAUAUCAUUAAAUAUUAUAUGUACAAGUGCAAGCUUCACUGGGUGAACCAGCGAAGGAAGGAGACGAGGCAGCUAUAUAACUGAAAAUAUGUUGGGUUUAGCUUGUGCGCGCCAAGUGGCAAAACUUGAGACUCUCCCACUUUAGUUGUGGUCCGUCAAUUGCACGCGACGGUUAAAGCAAACGAAUCGAAUAAUUCAUACAAUAUUCGAUUUGGUGGCUUUUAUUUCCUUUAAACAAUCCAUAAUAAAAAUCUUAAUGUGUAUUGGAAAAUUUUUAUCCCACUAUUAAAUAGCCUAAUACGAAUUUUUACUUAGCAACAUCUGAUUUUGAAUUACUAGCGUCAUCUUAUCAAUUUUUUUUAUUUGAUACCAUUUUAUGGACAAAUUUUGACGAUUUAAAAGCAGUGAAAGUUGCACAGAUGUGAUAAAAGAAACUCACCUGAAAUAGCUUAAAAUUAUACAUUUUCUUUCGGUAGCACUAUUUAAUUUCAAAUGAAGUGAGAUUUUAUUGUAUCAAUUUAAUCUUUUUUCUUAUUAAAAAGCAUAUAUUAAAAUUAAAAACAAAAACUAUUUGUGAUUUUAAUUAUUAAUUUAAACAAAUUUGAGAAACAAGAUCAAUGAUUUUUUUUAUAAACUGUUCGUGUGUGACAAAGUGGGUCAAAUUGUUGUGAAACCGAUUUAAAAGCAUCUUGCUGAACUGUUCAAUUGAAACAUUUGAAUAUGGUAAAAAAGUGACCAAUUAAGUUGAAGGAAAAACGUGGAUUUAUGUAAAUGUGACUUUUAUUAUUAGUAUAUAAUUAGUGGAUGAAAUAAGAAGACUUUUUCAAUUAUAUCGUUCGCUAACAUUUUCUGAAAUUCACCAACAAAUGAAAUUUGAAAUUAUUAGUAGUGAUAACUAAUUCAGUCUUGUGAUUUUUUGAAAAGAAUGUUUAGUUUAUAUUUUGUUUAAAAAAAAAUGUCUGAGACCUCAAAAAGUUAGCAUAUAAUUAAGAAAAAAAACAGGAAAUAUUCUGAGACAAGCAGCAAAGUGAAAAAAAUGUCAUUUCGAUCAAAACAAGGUUACUUUUUGUAGUUUUUUUUUAAACUAAAAAUCAUUAAUUAAACACGAUUUUAACUUAAACAGUUCAAAUAAGUUAGUGGAAAAAGUUAUCAAAUAUAUAAUGAAGUUUUGUAUAAUAUACCGUUCAAAUUGCAAGGGUUAUCAAUUUUUCAUUCAAAAAGCACAUUAAUCUAAUUUAUGUGUAUUUGUGCUCAACCAAAAUGGCUUGCCUAUCGGAUAUUGACUUGGCGACUUUGCACAAGACACGUCUUGAGGAAAAAAUUAAGUACAAAUUGUCGUGGUGCGCUCCAAGGCAUAUAUUGAUGAAGCACCUUAAAGAAGUUCCUACUAUAUUGAAUGCACAGACGACAACUCAAGUGCAACAAAGUGUCUCUAGGAAAAGCAUCACACCACGUGAUCAUGAUAAUCGGACGCAUGAUGUGAUAUAUGAAAACAUUAAUUGUAUAGAUAAUGAAUUCCGCAAAGAUUACUUCACGUCAUCCACAAGAAGGAAACGCUCUGGAACGUGGCCGCGUACAAGAAGCCUCAAUGCACCGUCACCGUUUCAACAAUUUGGACCAUGUGGACGUAUAAUGAAAAACUCGGCGAUGGUUAUGCAAAUACAAGAUCCGGCCAGUCAACGGUUAACAUGGUAUAAGCCACCGCUAGCCGUACUCGUUAUCAAGAAGGUUCGUGAUUCAACAGUACUGCCACCUUUUGUCCAACUUGUUGAAUGGCUUAUUCAGGAAAAAAAUAUGGUAGUUUGGGUGGAGUCGGCUGUAUUGGAAGAUCCACUCCUUCUCGAAGACAAGAGAUUCCACAAGAUUAAGGACAAAUUAGUUACAUUCAAAGACGGAAAGGAUGACCUGACGGACAGGAUAGACUUCAUUGUGUGCCUCGGGGGCGAUGGGACACUUUUGUAUGCAUCACUCCUGUUCCAGAAGUCUGUUCCGCCUGUGAUGGCAUUCCAUUUGGGCUCUCUGGGUUUUCUUACACCAUUCCAGUUUGACAAUUUCCAGGAACAAGUGACCAAUGUUCUAGAGGGUCAUGCAGCACUUACUCUUCGAAGUCGUCUGCGGUGUAUGAUUGUGCGCAAAUCUGCCAAAAUGGAUUACGAUUAUCUUCCUAUGUUGGAGAAUAUACAUGGUUCACAUGAUGGUUCUACUAACAUUCUUGUGCUCAAUGAAGUGGUGAUUGAUCGUGGACCAAGUCCUUAUCUUAGCAACAUUGACCUAUUUCUUGAUGGCAAGCACAUCACAUCAGUACAGGGUGAUGGAUUGAUUGUUUCCACGCCAACCGGAAGUACAGCUUAUGCUGUAGCUGCAGGAGCCUCCAUGAUUCAUCCUUCAGUUCCUGCCAUUAUGGUAACUCCCAUUUGUCCACACUCGCUCAGUUUUCGUCCAAUUGUCGUGCCCGCUGGUGUUGAGCUAAAGAUAUCGAUUUCCCCGGAUAGUCGUAAUACUGCAUGGGUGUCUUUCGAUGGUCGUAAUCGGCAAGAACUUCUUCACGGCGACAGCCUCAGAGUGACAACAUCAAUAUAUCCAGUGCCAAGUAUUUGUGCUCAGGAUCAGAUCUCGGACUGGUUCGAUUCGCUAGCUGAGUGCCUUCAUUGGAAUGUGCGAAAACGACAAAAGUGCCUUGACGAGUUAUCUGAUCUCACGGGAUCUGGAUCUGAGGAUACACUUGAUGAGCUUGUCGUUGAUGGACACUAAGCCAAAACAACGAAUUGUAAACUUUUUCUAAAGUUACUAGUAUUUUUUCGAACGGGGCAACUCAAUCAUUUUUUUUUCAAAAACCGUUUCACAAAAAACAACUACAAUGAAUUAUUAA
Molecule: messenger RNA, 4917 nt
Organism: Phlebotomus papatasi
Lineage: Eukaryota; Metazoa; Arthropoda; Insecta; Diptera; Psychodidae
Product: NAD kinase-like
Exons: 6
Coding region: 3309-4799 (496 amino acids)
Biological process (GO): NAD+ metabolic process; NADP+ biosynthetic process
Molecular function (GO): NAD+ kinase activity
Source: RefSeq, a predicted model, not a curated record